Messenger RNA from Eutrema salsugineum, 1594 nucleotides. Its product is annotated as serine/threonine-protein kinase D6PK. NCBI's taxonomy places the organism in Eukaryota, Viridiplantae, Streptophyta, Magnoliopsida, Brassicales, Brassicaceae. The record is from RefSeq and is a predicted model, not a curated record. Gene Ontology annotation, cellular component: nucleus; cytoplasm; plasma membrane. Gene Ontology annotation, molecular function: protein serine/threonine kinase activity; ATP binding. Gene Ontology annotation, biological process: protein phosphorylation. Bases 61 to 1569 code for a protein of 502 amino acids. The transcript has 2 exons.
UCUCCUCACUUCACACUUCUCACUUCUUCACUUCUCAUUCAUCGACCUUAUUCUCUAGUUAUGAGUAGACAAACUCCAAAUCUCGAAUCUUCACCUGAUUGUUCCUCCAAUUGCAAUAAUGCUGCUGAUUCGAGCCCAGCUUCUGGAUCCGAGAGCUUCAAAACCAGCAGUAAUGGCUCUCAAGACGUUAGGCUCAACAACAGUGUCAGCUUAAGUUUCUGUAGCAGUAACAGUGUAAGCAGUGAAGCUAAUCUCGAAAAGUCUCGAUCUUUCGAUGCGAACGAGGCUAAUUUCAAAAGGGUCUUUUCUCCGUCGAAGCCGCAUAAAGGGAACGAUCUUCGAUGGGACGCGAUUCAGAGCGUGAAAUGCAGUAAAAACGAGGAUCUGGGUUUAGGGCAUUUCAGGCUGUUGAAGAAAUUGGGAUGUGGAGAUAUUGGGAGUGUGUAUUUAGCUGAGCUUAGAGAGAUGGGAUGUUUUUUCGCCAUGAAAGUGAUGGACAAAGGAAUGUUGAUCGGAAGGAAGAAAUUGGUUAGGGCUCAGACCGAAAGAGAGAUUCUUGGUUUGCUAGAUCAUCCUUUCUUGCCAACGCUUUACUCGCAUUUCGAGACCGAGAAGUUUUCUUGUCUUCUUAUGGAGUUUUGUAGCGGCGGAGAUCUUCAUAUUCUCCGGCAAAAACAGCCCGGAAAACAUUUCUCCGAGCAAGCCGCCAGGUUUUAUGCAUCUGAAGUACUUCUUGCGCUAGAGUAUCUUCAUAUGAUGGGUGUAGUGUACAGAGACUUGAAGCCAGAGAAUGUAAUGGUGAGAGAAGAUGGUCACAUUAUGCUAUCGGAUUUCGAUCUUUCCUUGCAGAGUUUUGUGAGUCCUACACUAAUUCAGUCCACUUCACAACCUUCUUGUCACAUUGCUUCCUAUUGUAUCCAACCCUCUUGCAUAGUAGAUUCAUCCUGCAAAUUACCCGUAGCCUGUAUCCAACCAUCAUGCUUCAAGCCUCGUUUCCUCAACAACAACAAACCAAGAAAGGCUAAAACCGAAAAAGGUGGUUCUGAUUCACUCCCAAUGUUAAUAGCUGAGCCAACAGAUGCUCGGUCUAUGUCAUUCGUGGGAACUCACGAGUAUUUAGCUCCUGAGAUCAUACGAGGAGAUGGUCAUGGAAGCUCUGUUGAUUGGUGGACUUUUGGUAUCUUCCUCUACGAGUUGUUAACCGGUAAAACGCCAUUUAAAGGAAACGGAAACCGUGAAACGCUCUUCAAUGUUGUUGGGCAGCCUCUAAAGUUUCCAGAUGGGUCUAUAAGUUUUGCAGCUAAGGAUUUGAUUCGAGGUUUGCUUGCUAAAGAUCCUAAGAAGAGAUUAGGGUUCAAGAAAGGUGCUACAGAGAUAAAGCAACAUCCUUUCUUUGAUAAUGUCAAUUGGGCUCUGAUCAGAAGCACAAAUCCACCAGAAAUACCCAAACCGAUUGAUCUUUCGAUACUAAAUGAAACCCUCAAGUCAUCAUCAGUUCAACAACAAGACAAGCAUUCAAAACAAUCAGAUUCUUCAUCAGGUCCUUAUUUAGACUUUGAAUUCUUCUGAUGAAGAAAUGUAUGGUAUAUGUAUU